Molecule: messenger RNA, 771 nt
Organism: Geodia barretti
Lineage: Eukaryota; Metazoa; Porifera; Demospongiae; Tetractinellida; Geodiidae
Source: the annotation of a GenBank genome assembly
CUGCACGAGCCGCAGAUCAUUUCGUCACCUCAGUUCACGGCGUUCGCGAGCGUGGUGGCGCGUCUGGGCGGCAGCGAUAGGGUAGCUCCCGAGGACUGCCGGCGGGUGCUCGACACGCUCGUCGAUCAGUAUCUCGCCGAGCAGGAGGCCGUCGAGCGGCGCCUGAUCCUUACGGAAGCCGAAAUCGAUCAGCAGAUGGUUGAACAGCGCCGGCAAAUCGAACAGCAGCUCGGCCUGGACCGGCAAUUGACGGAUGACCAAUGGCGAGCGCUGAUCCAGCGGGACACGCGCCUGACGUUGGAGGAGUAUCGGGAGCGCUUCGCCGCCGGGCUCGUCACGCAGCGUCUGGUGGCGCAGAUGCGGCCGGACUGGUUGCAGGAGGUCCCAUCACCUUCGGAGGAGGAUCUCCAGGCGUUCUACAACCUGAACAUCCAGCAGUUCGUACAGCCGACAUGGUGCUGGUCCUCCACAUCUUCUUCGAGACCCUGGGCCUGGACGAUGCCGGCCGUGAAACAGGCGCGGGAGCGCGCGGAGGAAGCGCUGCAGGAGCUGCGCGACGGCGAAUCGUUCGACGAUCUGGUGGUCAAGUACUCUGACGACCCCAGCUCUCGCUACAGCGGCGGUGAGCUCGGCAAUCGCUACCUGCGCAGGGAGGAUGCACGCGUGCUGGAAACGCUCGGCGCAGCGUUCCUGCAGACGGCGUUCGCCAUGGUGGGAGAAGCCAACCAGCUCGUGGAGUCCCAAGGCCGGCUUUCAUAUCCUGAAGAUUGA